Camellia sinensis is the source of this 639-nucleotide messenger RNA. The record is from RefSeq and is a predicted model, not a curated record. NCBI's taxonomy places the organism in Eukaryota, Viridiplantae, Streptophyta, Magnoliopsida, Ericales, Theaceae.
AUGGUCAAAAAUGCCCGGUACCUUGGUGAACGGAUCAAGAAAGAAUUUGCAGAGCGACAUGGAGCAAACACAAUUGGCGUCGUUCCUCGAAUUCUUUAUGCUUAUAAGUACCUAGAAGCUGAAUGCAAGAAUGCGGCAUUCCAGAAGUCACUCCGGAAUCUGGACUUCUGCAGGGAAAUCCCUAUCCCUGGGUACUACAAGGAACCAGAGAAGAAGUACGGAAUUCGAAAAGCUACCACCUAUAAAGGGAAGCCACAUAGUUCUCAUGUCCGAAUCGAUAAGAGAAAGUAUUUGCAAAAAUCCAAACAUUGUAAAUGCUAUUUAUGUGGAGAAGAAGGACAUUAUGCAAGAGAUUGCACAAAGGAGAAGAAAAAUGUCAAAAGGGUGGCUUUGUUCGAAAAUCUGGGUAUCCCUGACGAUUAUGAUGUUAUGUCUGUUCAACCAGGGGAUGAUGACUCAGAUGCAAUAUAUUCAGUAUCGGAAGGAUUUGAUGAUACUGAACACAUUGGCGGAGGUCUUAUGGAGACAAUCUAUAUGUUCCGAGAAGACGAUAAACAGUAUUGGCUCGGAAAAGCAGGAGGAUACAAGGCACAAAUUAAAGUCGCACCGGAAAUCUACCAUUGUCAGCAUGAAUGGUAA